Molecule: messenger RNA, 301 nt
Organism: Amoebophrya sp. A25
Lineage: Eukaryota; Dinophyceae; Syndiniales; Amoebophryaceae
Source: the annotation of a GenBank genome assembly
GUUGCGUUCUGAAACAUUGCAGCGGAAUAGGUGCGCAAGUUUUAUUUUUAGAGUUGGGGCCUCAGCUUCUGGAAGUAGUGAGGAGCAGGAAACUUUGAAACUCAACACGAUGAAUUACGUUUCUUUGUUGCAAAGCCAUAGUAAGUCUACUCCUCGACUUAGAAGUAGUAAAGACUUGGUGAUCUCUUGUUUCUCUUUCUUCAUCAUCCGUACAGCUACCAAUAAUCCCCCACCAGUUCCCGGCCCAUCUUUGGCCCAAGCGUCUUGCUGCUAUUUUUUCGGUCUGGUCGUGAGAGGAUGA